CUCUUGGGAUGGGUGGUGGGAGCCAACGGCCCAAGUAGGGGCGCUUCCUGGGGCCCUUCACCUCGGCCUUUUACUUAGGUUUCUGGGGCAGCGGGGUUCUCUCGGUAACCAGAGAUGUCCCGGCGCGGUCCCGGGUCCCGUGGGGUGCGGCGCGGAGCUCCGGGAGGCGGGGACCCCAGCGUUGCGCCCCGCCCUCUGGGUUCUCCCGCCCGCGCUCCCCAAGGCCGCAGCGCCGUGCUUCGCUCGCCCUGCCCGCUCCGCUCCCGCUCCCCGCUCGCCCAGCCCGGGGCUGCUCCCUCUGCAGCCGCCGCCGCCGCCGCGCAGACCCGGAGGUCGUCCGCGCCCACCAUGCGAGCUCAGCUCUGGUUGCUGCAGUUGCUGCUACUCCGCGGGGCCGCGCGCGCGCUCAGUCCCGCAACACCCGCAGGUCACAAUGAAGGUCAAGACUCUGCAUGGACUGCCAAGAGGACCAGGCAAGGCUGGAGUCGGAGACCCCGAGAGAGCCCCGCGCAGGUGUUGAAGCCAGGCAAGACCCAGCUAAGCCAGGACUUGGGUGGGGGCUCCCUGGCCAUCGACACACUUCCGGACAACAGGACUCGGGUGGUGGCUCUGUCUCUGUCCCCGCAGGAGGACAACCAUAACUACUACGUGUCCCGUGUCUACGGCCCUGGUGAGAAACAAAGCCAGGAUCUGUGGGUGGACCUGGCUGUGGCCAACCGGAGUCAUGUGAAGAUCCACAGGAUCCUCUCCAGUUCUCACCGACAGGCUUCAAGAGUGGUCUUGUCCUUUGAUUUCCCUUUCUAUGGGCAUCCUCUGCGGCAGAUCACCAUAGCAACCGGAGGCUUCAUCUUCAUGGGGGACAUGCUCCACCGGAUGCUCACAGCUACGCAGUAUGUGGCACCCCUGAUGGCCAACUUCAACCCCGGCUACUCUGACAACUCCACGGUUGCUUACUUUGACAAUGGGACCGUUUUUGUGGUUCAGUGGGAUCAUGUUUACCUCCAGGACCGGGAGGACAGGGGCAGCUUCACCUUCCAGGCGGCCCUACACCGAGAUGGCCGCAUUGUCUUCGGCUACAAAGAGAUCCCCAUGGCUGUCCUGGAUAUCAGCUCUGCCCAGCACCCUGUCAAGGCAGGCCUGUCCGACGCUUUCAUGAUUCUCAAUUCAUCCCCAGAGGUGCCAGCUUUGUCUGACAUCUGCCCCAUCAGGACAGCGGACCUGCGUUAGAACAUCUCCUAUACUCACCCUUACACCCCAAGGCUUUAUCAACCACCACACCAAGGACUUCAGGAAAUGGUGUGAGAACAGAUGAUACCCCAGUGCUGGCAUGCCACAUGUCAUGGUGACAGCGUUUCCAAGACACUCUUCUGUCACACGUCCCUGUUGACCACCAUGACCGUUCCUAUGAUUCUUAGGUGACGGUGUUGAGUGUCAAAGCAGGGCCCUGCCCUGUAGCAAUAUUUUUACUCUCCUGAUGUAAUUGUGGUCUCCAAGGCCUCUGUCUGCUAAUCUAGGCCUAGUCCUGGAAACUUCGAGCCUCUGUUCAAUUUUAUCUGGGUCUAGAAUGUUUUCAGCCUCUGGGACUUGUUCACCCUUUCUAGUAUUUUUAAAAAAGAUUUAUUUAUUAUGUAUAGUGUUCUGCUUGAAGGACAGAAGAGGGCAACUAAGCUCAUUACAGAUGGUUGUGAGCCACCAUGUGGUUGCUGGGAAUUGAACCCUGGACCUCUGGAAGAGCAGCCAAUGCUCUUAACCUCUGAGCCAUCAGACUACCCCCCUUUCUAGUUCUUUCUGAACUCUGGUUGGCUGGUUCAACUUAGCUGUUCUGGCUCAAACUCCUCUCCAAGCUGACUGGUUUACUCUGGCUUUACUCUUGGACCCUGACUGAGCUGCUGUUUGGCCUCAUAUUAACUUUGGCCAUAUGUUCUAAUUUCCUGGCUCCUCCUCAUUUUCUAACUUGCUCUGUCUUCACCUGUGUCUAGCCUAUUCUCUCUCUGCAACCUGUUUCUAUAUAACUCUUCCUGUAAAACUGCUCUCAUUCUCUCUCUCUCUCUCUCUCUCUCUCUCUCUCUCUCUCUCUCUCUCUCCCUUACUGCCCCUCAAGUAGCUUCCCUUUCCUCUCUCUUCUUGUAAGAGUUGGGCAUAGCUGUCUGUCAAAUCUUUCCCUGAUUCGUCACUUUGUCUGCCACUUUCAAACAUGGGUGCUUUCUUCUACAAACUUUACCUUCAUUGUUUGGGAUUAAAAGUGAGGGGUGUCUGUAUUCCAGAGGGAUUAAAGGCGCGUGCUAAGGGCUGAGCAACUAGAAAAAGGUUUUUUAGUAAAUAACAUCAUCCCAGGGCUCACGUUACGUUGGUCUGCCUCUGAGCUGUUGCAUUAUUAGUCUUUAACUUCAUUCAUAAGGUUAGAUAGUUUUCCCCAUCUUUUUUAUUAAUUAUUUACAUCCCAGUCCCACUCUCACAAAUACCUCCCUGUUUUUUUGUUUAAUUUUUUUUUCCUGCUGUUUCUCAAGACAGUGUUUCUUUGUAAAACAGCACUGUAUGUCCUAGAACUUACUCUGUAGACCCACCAGCCUCUGUAUUCCCAGUGCUUGGAUUAAAGGUGUGAGUUCAGAGAGCCAAACCCAGAAGAGCAGCCAGUGUUCUUAACUGUUGAGCCAACUCUCAGCCCAUCAAAGUUAAUUUUUAAGCUAGCAUACAAAGCAAUGGUUUUCUUACAAAUUUAUCUUAUUUAUUUAUUUAUUUAUUUAUUUAUUGUAUACUGUAGCUGUCUUCAGACACACCAGAAGAGGGCAUCAGAUCCCAUUACAAAUGGUUGUGAGCUACCACGUGGUUGCUGGGAAUUGAACUCAUGACCUCUGGAAGAGCAGUCAGUGCUCUUAACCUCUGAGCAUCUCUCCAGCCCCCUUCUCUCUCUCUCUCUCUCUCUCUCUCUCUCUCUCUCUCUCUCUCGUUCUUUUUUUAAGAUAUCAACUCUCACUGUGCUUCCUGUGUUGGCCUUGAGUUGGACUCCAUCGAUCUUUCCUUCUUUGGCCUCCCAAGUAACUGGAGCUACAGGCGGAAUUAUAACUCUAUUUCUCUUUGUAAUGAAGAGUAUGUAGGAUAAAACUCAAAAGAUAAAGUUCAAAUUAGGUUUCUGCACUGCCCUGCCCUCUGCCCCCCAGUUUGCCUUCUCAGAGUCGCCCAGGACAAAUGGAAUGAUCUCUGUGCCCACACCGUUUCCUGUAUAUCAGCUAUUUUUCUCUUCCUGUGACAAAAUUAAUGG
Molecule: messenger RNA, 3259 nt
Organism: Mus musculus (house mouse)
Lineage: Eukaryota; Metazoa; Chordata; Mammalia; Rodentia; Muridae
Gene: Plxdc1
Product: plexin domain containing 1
Exons: 8
Coding region: 115-1227 (370 amino acids)
Biological process (GO): spinal cord development
Cellular component (GO): neuronal cell body; dendrite; bicellular tight junction
Source: RefSeq, a predicted model, not a curated record